Molecule: messenger RNA, 642 nt
Organism: Aureobasidium musti
Lineage: Eukaryota; Fungi; Ascomycota; Dothideomycetes; Dothideales; Saccotheciaceae
Source: the annotation of a GenBank genome assembly
CCGAAGUCUAAAGCAUCAAAGAUGUCUCAUUCAAUGCAUAUGGGCGGCGGUUCGUCGUCAGAGUGUAAGAUCUCAAUGCUCUGGAAUUGGUACACGAUUGAUGCAUGCUUCCUCGCAUCUUCCUGGCACAUCAAGACCCAUGGGAUGUUCGCUGCCUCGUGCAUCGGAGUAGCCCUUCUAGUGGUCUGUCUCGAGUUCCUACGACGCCUCGGCAAAGAGUAUGACAGCUACCUCCUCCGCCAGUUCCAUCGAAGAGCGACAAGCCUCCGAUACCAACCGAGAGUGUCCUAUGCCGCUCCAAAGUUCGAUGAUCAGCGUACGGCUGGCGGCUGUGGUCCAGAUGCUUCUUGUGCUCCUCCUCUUCCUGAACAAAGGUUCAUCACUUUUCGUGCUACCCCUGCUCAGCAGAUUGCAAGAGGUGUGAUUCAUGCUGCGACCUUUGGCGUGGGAUACAUUAUCAUGCUGUUAGCCAUGUACUUCAAUGGCUAUAUCAUCAUUUCGAUCAUCCUGGGUGCCUUCUUGGGCAAAGUCUUGUGCGAUUGGAUGGUCGUAAAACUGCCGUUGGUCAGAGGAGAGCAAAGUUAUGAUGAGUCCCAAGACGAGGCACAUGUCAUCUCGGAACCUACUGUAUGCUGUGGAUGA